Molecule: messenger RNA, 2971 nt
Organism: Uranotaenia lowii
Lineage: Eukaryota; Metazoa; Arthropoda; Insecta; Diptera; Culicidae
Product: WD repeat-containing protein 36
Exons: 3
Coding region: 198-2933 (911 amino acids)
Biological process (GO): rRNA processing
Cellular component (GO): Pwp2p-containing subcomplex of 90S preribosome; small-subunit processome
Molecular function (GO): protein binding
Source: RefSeq, a predicted model, not a curated record
CACGUGCACGCGCGUGUUUAUUUUCUGUUUUACCAAAAAAUGUGCGGCUGUUUUAUCUAAAAAUCGGUCUUAAAUCUUGAAAAUAGUUGAAAACUACAAGCUGUACGCAUCAAAAAUUUAACCCCCGCGAAGUUGACAAAAUCUUGUGAAAUUCUCGAGUCAGUGCGGUAGAAAACCAAGCGGUUUGAGUGAUCGUAAUGCGCGGUAGUGUGAUAUUUCAGCCGAACCGGGCCCUCGGAUUUGUGAGCAACCACGUCCCGGCUUAUGUGCGUUAUGUGGAAAAGCGAAACGAAAACGUUAUAACAACCUGCGUGGGCAAGUCAUUUCACGUGUACGGAGCAAAUAGCUUUCGGUUGAUUCGGGUCGGUGGGCUGCACCCGGAACCAAUCAGUUGUUUGGCGGCCGAUGGUUUCCUAACCUACGUUGCCUGUGGGAAUGUAAUUUAUGGCUGGCGGUCCAGUACGGAGCUGCGAAAAGUCUAUCGGGGACACGAAAGAUCCGUCCACUUAUUGCUGCCUUUCGGAAAGCAUUUGAUUUCUAUAGACGAAAGCAGUUUGCUAAAGAUUUGGUUCGUUGGAACGGAAGAGGUUUACCUCGAGAUACCGUUCAAAAAUGAAUCAUUUGAGAUAUCUGCGCUAAUGCAUCCAGCAUCCUAUAAAAACAAAAUCUUACUUGGAAGCGCUCAGGGUGAUUUACAACUGUGGAAUAUAAAGAAUGCAACCUUGAUUCACACCUUUAAGAAUCUGGGAAGUAAAGUAGCGAUUUUGGAGCAGGCUCCAGCGAUAGACGUUGCUGCCAUUGGUUUGCAAGAUGGAAAGAUUAUUUUGUUGAAUUUAAAAUUUGAGGAAGUUAUAAUGCAACUAAGCCAAGAUUGGGGACCAGUUACCGGUAUCACCUUUCGUACAGAUGGUCAUCCGAUUAUGGCCUCGUCGAGUACGAACGGUCAAGUCACAUUCUGGAACCUAGAGGACCAGGUUAUCCUUUCAACUCUUCUGGCUCAUGAUGAAUCGAUAACGACUUUGAAAUGCUUCGCCAAUGAACCUCUUCUGCUGACAACUUCUCCGGAUAAUUCUAUGAAACUAUGGAUCUUUGACCUUCCGGACGGAGGAGCUCGUUUGCUUAGAAUUCGCGAAGGCCAUGGAGCUCCUCCCACGUGUAUCCGCUAUCACGGUUCUUCGGGACAAAACAUCCUUUCAUCUGGAGAAGAUUCAUCUUUGCGCAUUUUCAGCACCAUUUCUGAAACUUUGAAUAAAAGUCUUGGCAAAGCGAGCUACAAUAGGAAGGCCUCCAAGAAACAUCGUAGCAAAGAUGGCGAAGACCCGUUUCGAAUGCCUCCUAUCAGUUUUUUCACAUCGGAGCUGACCCGGGACAAGGAAUGGGACAGCAUUGCAGCUGCUCACUCGGGGCUGGUGCAGGUAACGACCUGGUCAUUCGACAAGUGCCGCAUGGGUGAGCUGAAGCUUGUCCCUGAAAGAUUUCAGAACAAAAAUCGAACCGAUUUCGGCGUUUCGGUAACUGCGCUCAAUCUCAGUCAUUGCGGCAAUUUUGUUACCAUCGGGUACAGCAGUGGCCAUCUAGAACGUUUCAACAUCCAAAGUGGAAUCCAUCGAGCCAGCUAUGGUCAUCCGGCAGCGCAUGAUGCGAUGGCCGUGAGGGGAAUUUCGAUUGACAACCUAAACCAAUUUGUGGUUUCCGGUGGUGCUGAGGGAAAACUCAAAUGGUGGCAUUUCAAGCCAACAGGUAACAAACCAAUAUAUACCCAGCAAUUGGAGGAACCAAUAGCGAUGUUUUGCACUCACCGGGAAAGUGCCAUGAUAGCUAUAGCACUGGAAGAUUUUUCCGUUUUCGUAGUAGAUGCAGACAGCCGUGCUGUGGUACGGCGUUUUCUGGGGCAUCGGGGACCCAUAACGGAUGCGUGCUUCUCUCCAGACAGCCGAUGGUUGCUGACAGCAAGUCGUGAUUGUACCAUCAAAAUUUGGGAUAUUCCGUCUGCAUAUCUAGUUGAUCAUUUCCGGAUGCCUCAGAUUUGUACUUCUUUGGCCAUGUCACCGACUGGAGACUUCUUGGCCACCAGCUAUGUUGACAGCCGUGGCAUUUACCUGUGGGCAAACAAGACGCUGUUCACUCACGUUUCUAUGAAAGCCAUCAAACCGGACUCGGAAGCUCCUUUGAUGGAUCUACCAGCUACGAUCAACGAUGAAAACACGGCGGUCUUACUGGACGACACAGUGAUGGAUGUUGAUAAUCUGGAGGAAGCCAUGGAUGAGAUCAAUAUGAGCUACGAAAGUCCUCCGCAGCUAUCUCAGGAAUUGAUAACUAUGUCCAAUUUAGCUGCUUCCCGUUGGCAAAACCUUUUGAAUUUAGAUAUCAUCAAGAAACGCAAUCGACCACGACAAGCACCGCAGAAACCAAAAUCGGCCCCCUUUUUCCUACCUACUGUUUCGGGAUUGGAUUUCCAGUUUGACCUAAACGCAGACUCUAACCAAAAGACGGACGAAUCUUCGAAGAUAUUCCAACCGACACAGAUCGAACAUCUGACCAGCUUUGGUAAACUGCUGAAGGAAUCGUUAGCUGUUGGCGACGAGAGCUUUGCCAAGCCGAUCGAACAUCUUACCAAAUUGGGCCCUUCGAUGAUCGAUUAUGAGAUUCGAAACCUUAGCCCGCUAGAUGGUGGAAACGGUAGCAUUUCAAUAAUGACCGGAUUUCUGCGAAUGGUGAUCGUGAUGCUGGAAUCCAAACAUGCUUUCGAGCUGGCUCAGAGUUGGUUGAGUGUGUUCCUGAAAAGUCACGGACGCACCGUGGUAGAUAACGAGAACUUGCGGGAACUGCUGGAUGAGCUGGAAGUUGCGCAGGCCAAGGGAUGGAAACUGCUCGAGGAUCGACUGCUCUACGGAAUGGGCGUGGUAAGUAGCUUAAGAAAUUUUAACGCCUAAUGUUUGAGAAAUUUACAUAAAACACUGUUGGAACUUGA